AUGGUUCGGGAUGUCCAGGAGCGGAUUGCUGGCCAGAUGAGGGACCCUCCAGCAGGGCAGAAUGCAGUAAUGCAAUUGAACAUGGGGGAGGGGAAGUCUUCAGUGAUUCUUCCCAUGGUCGCUGCCGCUACCGCCAACGGUUCACAGAUGGUGAGAACCAUUGUGGCGAAGGCUCAGUCGAAGCAGAUGGAUCAAAUGUUAGACGACACGCUCGGGGGCGGUUUGAUCCAACGACAAGUCUAUCGCAUGCCGUUUUCAAGGGCACUCAAGAUCGGUCUUUCUGAAGCCAAGACCAUUCACACACUCUUCAAACGGUGUAUGGAGUCCAAGGGCGUUCUUCUCAUUCAGCCCGAACACAUCCUCUCCUUCCAGCUCAUGGGGUUUGAAACCGCUAUCGCAGGCAAAGGCGAUGUCAGUCAGUCACUGAUUAGGUCGCAACAGUUUCUCGACGAAUUCUCCCGUAACAUCGUGGAUGAGAGCGACGAGAACUUCAAUGUCAAAUUCGAACUGGUCUAUACGAUGGGAUCUCAGCAGCCAGUAGAGCACAGCCCGAAUCGGUGGGUGUGCAUCCAUGAAGUUCUUGGGGUGAUGAGAAGGUUCCUUUCGGCGGCCCGGGAGGCCGAUCCUACUUCGAUCGAAGUGUCUAGCAGUCAUAACGGCGGCUUCCCUCGGACACGCAUCUUGCGGGAAGGCGCCAGGGAUGCUUUGCUCAGCGUUAUUGCACGUCAUCUCAGUGAAGCUGGCUUAGCUGGUCUUCCAAUGAGUACUCAGUCACGCUCACUGCAGCAAGCUGUUUACACAUACAUCACCAAGUUCAACCUAACGUCGGCGGAAGCUUUGGAGGUUGAGUCAUCCAUGAUUUGGUCACCAGCCACCAAAAACACCCUUCUUCUACUCAGAGGGCUUAUUGCCUGUCAGAUCUUCAGUUUUGUAUUUUGUCAAAAGCGAUGGCGGGUUGAAUAUGGUUUAGACUAUACGCGCGAGCCGGGAACUAGACUUGCAGUACCUUACAAGGCUAAAGACAAACCGAGCGCUCGAUCUGAAUUCAGCCACCCGGACGUUAUCAUCACGCUCACAUCGCUAAGUUACUACUACGGCGGACUGAAUGAUGCACAACUUCAUCAGACUUUCGAGCACCUUCUGCACUCUGAUCAGGCGGACAUGGAAUACUGUGUUUGGGUGGAGGACAGCGAUCAUUUGCCGGCAUCAUUCCAUCAGCUAUCAGGCAUCAAUCUAGAUGACGGUCAGUGCGUCAGACAGAUCUUUCCUUGCAUCCGCUACGCAAAAGGGACGAUUGAUUACUUCCUGCAGCAUAUUGUGUUCCCUAAGGAGGUGAGGGCUUUCCCCUACAAGCUUUCAGCCUCAGGCUGGGACAUCGGCAAGGAGACGGCGAACCCUACCACAGGCUUCAGUGGAACAAACGACUCUCGUGCUUUCCUUCCCUUGAGUGUCAAACAACUUGACCUCCCCGACCAAAAGCAUACCAACGCUCUAGUACUGGAGUGCCUUCUUCAGGAAGAAAACUCCGUGGCGUUGAUGCCAUCGACAAAGGCAGCAUCGAAGUCAGAUGCGGAGACUCUCUUAGAGAUGGUCGUUAAGCUGGAACCUCCGGCGCGGGUCAUUCUCGACGUCGGGGCUCAGAUUUUGGAACUUGACAACAUCAUGGUUGCAAAACGGUGGCUCGAGAUGACAGUGGACAAUGAUAAAACACAAGCUGUCAUUUUCUGCGACGAGGAUGAUCACAUUCGUGUUGUUGACCGCAAAGGACGGAUCGAAAGUUUCCAGACCUCGCCUUUUGCCACUCAGACCGACGUCUGUCUAGUCUUUCUCGACGAAGCUCACACUCGAGGCACAGACUUGAAACUCCCGGAGACCUAUCGAGCGGCGGUUACACUGGGAGCAAAUUUAACGAAGGACAGAUUGGUUCAAGGUGAGCAUUGCUAG
Colletotrichum fioriniae is the source of this 1944-nucleotide messenger RNA. The record is from RefSeq and is a predicted model, not a curated record. NCBI's taxonomy places the organism in Eukaryota, Fungi, Ascomycota, Sordariomycetes, Glomerellales, Glomerellaceae.